This is a messenger RNA of Plutella xylostella (diamondback moth), 447 nucleotides long. Its product is annotated as U4/U6.U5 small nuclear ribonucleoprotein 27 kDa protein yantar. Gene Ontology annotation, cellular component: precatalytic spliceosome. Lineage: Eukaryota; Metazoa; Arthropoda; Insecta; Lepidoptera; Plutellidae. The record is from RefSeq and is a predicted model, not a curated record. Gene Ontology annotation, biological process: RNA splicing.
AUGGGGCGCUCGCCAAGCCCUCCAAGACGGCGUGACGACAGGCGGCGGGAGCGCGACGACCGCGCAGACCGGCGCGACCGGCGGAGACCGCGCACGAGGUCCCGCUCCAGGAGUCUGGAGCGCCGGCGCCGCUCCCCCGAGCGCCGCCGCUCGCCAUCACCCAGAAGACGCCGGUCGCCAUCCCCCGGCCCAUCCACCACCUUCGUCCCCAAACAAAAGAAGACUUUCGGCGAGCGGCCGAUCGUCACGCCGGCAGAUUUGGAGGGAAAGUCCCCGGAAGAGCAAGAAAUGCUCAAAGUAAUGGGCUUCUGCGGCUUCGACACUACCAAAGGUAAGAAAGUCGAGGAUAACGUAGAGGGGGAUGUCCACGUCGUUUUAAAGCGGAAGUACCGCCAGUACAUGAACCGGAAGGGCGGGUUCAACCGGCCCCUGGACUACGUCGCGUAG